Staurois parvus is the source of this 930-nucleotide messenger RNA. Lineage: Eukaryota; Metazoa; Chordata; Amphibia; Anura; Ranidae. The record is from the annotation of a GenBank genome assembly.
AUGGAUCAGAAAGAUGAGAAAGAAACUGCUCCUAGCAAUGAUGCCUUCCAAUACAGAAUGGGUCUCAAUGACAACAAGGCAGGGAUGGAGGGGCUGGAUAAGGAGAAAAUCAACAAGAUCAUCAUGGAUGCUACAAAAGGCUCCAGAUUUUAUGAAAAUGAGCUAAAAAAAGACCAGCAAGUUAAGCAGCGUAUUGAGAAAAUGCUUCAACAAAAAGCCCUGCUGACCAGUUCACAAAUCAAUAAAGCUCAAAUUCAGGUUGAUCGAAUGGCACUGGAGCUGGAGAGAAGGCGAAAUUUGAGUCAUGUUAUUGUACAUGUAGAUAUGGAUGCUUUUUAUGCAGCUGUAGAAAUGAGAGACAGUCCUGAGCUGAGGGAAAAACCUAUGGCUGUGGGUUCAAUGAGCAUGCUGUCCACUUCAAAUUAUUUGGCAAGAAGGUUUGGCGUACGUGCGGCUAUGCCAGGAUUCAUAGCAAAGAGGUUGUGUCCCAAUUUGGUCAUUGUUCCAACGAAUUUUGACAAAUAUCGAGAAGUAAGCAAAGAGGUUCGAGAAAUUUUUGCAGAGUAUGAUCCCAACUUUUUGCCUCUCAGCCUUGAUGAAGCCUAUUUGGAUAUUACUGAUCAUUUGGAGGAAAGGUUGACAUGGCCAGAAGACCGGAGGAGAUUUGUAAAAGCUAGCACAUUACAGAAAGAUGACUCUCCAGCAGUAAUAGCAGGUUUGGUGACCACUACAGAACCGUGUGAACCAGAACAGACACAAUGCACAUCCCCAGUGCUAUUUGAAGACAGUCCUUCCUUCCUGAAUGAACCGACCCUACCUCAGUCUCUGCCAGAUCCAGCAGAAAUAGAAGAGCCUACGGAAAAUGCAAUUGUCUUUGGGACAUCAGCAGAAGAAGCUGUGAGAGAAAUGAGAUUUCGAAUUGAACAAAAA